This is a messenger RNA of Salvia hispanica, 1609 nucleotides long. NCBI's taxonomy places the organism in Eukaryota, Viridiplantae, Streptophyta, Magnoliopsida, Lamiales, Lamiaceae. The record is from RefSeq and is a predicted model, not a curated record.
ACAACGACACUCCACCUUCUUCAGCUCCUUCUCUCUCUAGAAUAAUUGGACGACUUCUCGAUAAUUCAAAUCAGUAAAGGCAUUUCCAUUUAUAGAGAUGCGCACAUGAUUUCUCUACUAAUUUUGAGCAAGCGUUAGUUAUGGCGUGAAUUUUUGUUGCGCGUAGGGCUCGCCGCACCAAUGAGCUGCUUUUUCAGCUGUUUUCGCGUCAAACACUCCGGCGCUAAUCCGGUUGCUCCUCCUCCGGAGCCUGCUGCGCCUCGGAGUAAAAAUGCGCUGUCGUCGCUGUUCCAGUGCGAUGACGGAACGCUUCGAAAAGGAGAGGAGUGUCAAAAUCGGUUGCCUAUCAGAGAUUUCAAGGAUGAGAAUAAGUUUUCUAAACCUAAAGGAACUUCAGUCGAAACGCCUAUCAAAGUCCGAAAAGCCUUGGAGAAAUGGGAGGAUGCAUCAGCUCAAAUGGAAGCGGAAAAGUUCGGUUCAUGGCUUCUCAAUGCAUCAAUGGAGAAACAGGAACUGGAGAAGCAAUCUAAUGAGUCUUCAGUGCUUGUUGCAUCAUGUUCUUUCUUAACCACUCCAAGCAGCUGCAUGACUGAUGGACAUUACGCUGGUGGAGUCUCGAGCAGCUCGGUCCAAAGAGUUGAUGUUCAUAAUGCAGUUGAAAUCCAUUCCGAACAAAGCAAAAAUGAAUCUGUUGAAUCUCACCAUGCAUCAGAUAGGUCAGCUAUUUCAUCAAUCUCUGCAGAGCAAUCUGCAUCAUCUGGAGCUCACAGUGUAACAAAGGCGUUACCAUAUCCAAACAUGGAGGAGUUAGACGGGGAAGAAUUGGGGGAUCAAGAUUCUGCUGUCAGUCACCAGGGACAACCAAACGAGACAAAGAAGGUAGAUUCGGUUAUAGAAGAGGCGGACGAUGAAGGAAGCUUAACUUCUUGGUUCAAGCCGAUUUCAGCCAAGCAAGAUGGUAGUAACAAACAACUUAGUUCCAUUUCUAGUCAAUGUAGGAAACCUCCUGCCGAUAGGCCUAUUCUGGGAAUGGUUGCAGCUCACUGGAACGAUGUUGAGGCGCCCAACGAUCCUCCUCCUCCUCCUAAAUGGUGGGAUGGGAAUGGAAUUCCAAAUUCCACUAACAAGUACAAAGAGGAUCAGAAAGUCAAUUGGCACGCGACGUCUUUUGAGGAGAGACUAGAAAAGGCACUGUCCGAAGAAUCUUUGAUUUCUCAGAGGAAGCCCACCACCAACAUCAGUACUCCAUUUGAGUUCAAUGAAACUGAUGAAUCUGAUACUGCCAUGUCACAUUUUCAAUCUUCAUCGCGUCCGAAAUCUGUUGUUUCGUUCUGAUGAAACGCACUGUGUUCUGUUGUGAGUCAAUCAUUGUUUGGUGUUGAUAAUGUUUCUUUCUUCAUUCUUCAUGAAAACCAUCUCUGAGUUUAUUUGAUCAAACUCUUAUCAUGAGCAUAAUGAGGUGAAGUUGCGAGUCAUUGCAAGAAAUGUUUGCUGCCAUUGUAGAUAAAAUUGUGGCUUUUUGUCUUUUGAGUUUUGCUCAGUUUGGAUUCAAAAAUAUUGGAUUGAUUGAUGAAUUGGGAUAUAUUGGUGAUUGAGCCAUUAGAUUUUA